Messenger RNA from Sphaerulina musiva SO2202, 3676 nucleotides. RefSeq names its product sodium transport ATPase 5. NCBI's taxonomy places the organism in Eukaryota, Fungi, Ascomycota, Dothideomycetes, Mycosphaerellales, Mycosphaerellaceae. Gene Ontology annotation, biological process: calcium ion transmembrane transport; intracellular calcium ion homeostasis. Gene Ontology annotation, molecular function: P-type calcium transporter activity; ATP hydrolysis activity; ATP binding. Gene Ontology annotation, cellular component: plasma membrane. The coding region runs from base 441 to 3626 and encodes 1061 amino acids. The record is from RefSeq and is a predicted model, not a curated record. The transcript is spliced from 2 exons.
CGACGACGAUGACCACCUUCUUCUCCCGCACGCCGGAAAGUCUUGCUUCCAUCAUGGCCUGAUCCCUCCCGCUCGUUGCCAUCCUGAUCCUGCUCUCCCGAGCGCCUGAUGAGCUCGUGUCAUCAACCACAGCACCCGCCAAGCCUUCUCCCGUCCGACUUCUUGGGUCCCAAGACCAUCCUGUCUUGUCAUCGGUCGACCUGCGGGCACGAAGGUUUCUGUGCUUGAUCGGAGCCGACUGGGGACUACAUUCGCGGCUAUACAUAUACCUUCAUGUCGCGCCAGCCUGAUGCAGAAUCUCCACCAUUCUUGAUUCCUUUGUCAUACUCGCUUCCCCUCGCUAAGCGGCUACGACUUAUUCAUACAUCCCAAUACGCACUACAUUCCUGACCGUGGUGAAUAUCAUCUACCGGUUCAAGCCUGCAUGAACAAACCACAACAUGGGGAAAUCACAGAAUCCACUGGAGGGCCAUGUCUCCGGACAAUCCAACAAGCCCUUGAGUCAACCUGCACACUCCCUCAAAUGGAAGGAGGUGGCUGAAGAGCUCAAGGCCGAUGUCGAUGAUGGUCUUACGGGGAGCGAAGCCAGCUCCCGACUGGAAGAAUAUGGCAAGAACGAGUUAGGAGAAGGUGAAGGAGUGAAUCCAGGCAAGAUUCUCGUGCGCCAAGUGGCUAAUGCGAUGACUCUCGUCCUGAUCAUUGCCAUGGCGGUUUCGUUUGCAAUCCAAUCGUACAUCGAAGGUGGCGUGAUUGCUGGAGUCAUCUUCAUCAACAUUGCAGUCGGCUUCACUCAGGAGUUCCAGGCCGAAAAGACCAUGGAUUCGUUGCGCUCUCUGAGUUCUCCUACAGCCCAAGCUGUUCGGGACGGCGCAUCAAAGAGCCUACCAACCAUUGAGAUUGUGCCUGGUGACCUGGUAGAAUUAAAGACUGGCGACACCAUUCCAGCGGACAUUCGACUGAUCGAAGCUGUCAACUUUGAGACUGACGAGGCCCUUCUCACCGGCGAGUCCCUGCCUGUACGCAAGGCCCACAACGACGUGUUUGACGCAGAAACCGGCCCUGGCGAUCGACUUAACGUUGCUUAUAGCUCUUCCACUGUGACCAAGGGUCGUGCCACUGGUAUUGUCUUCGCUACUGGCAUGCACACGGAAAUUGGUUCUAUUGCUGCUGCGCUUCGCAAGAAGGACAGCAGGAGGCGACCGGUCAAGCGCAACGAAGAUGGCACUACCAAGACGUAUCGCUACGUACAAGCUGCGAUCCUGACCUGCACCGAUGCCGUUGGCCACUUCUUGGGCGUCAACGUGGGCACACCCCUACAAAAGAAGCUCUCGAGACUUGCAGUCCUGCUGUUCCUCAUCGCCGUUCUCUGUGCCAUCAUCGUGCUGGGAGCCAACUCGUUCCGCAAUCAGCGGGAAAUUAUCAUUUACGCCGUGGCUACCGGUCUAUCCAUGAUUCCUGCCUCGCUGGUCGUCGUGCUCACCAUCACGAUGGCAGCGGGCACCAAACGCAUGGUCGAGCGAAACGUCAUUGUGCGAAAUCUGAGGUCGCUCGAGGCUCUCGGAGCCGUCACUGACAUCUGCUCUGACAAAACUGGAACACUGACGCAGGGAAAGAUGGUAGCCAAGAAGGCAUGGAUCCCAGCGACCGGCACGUACACUAUCGACCAAUCUGAAGAACCGUUCAACCCAACCAAAGGUGACAUCUCUCACAAUGAAAAAGAGCCGCACAAGGUGGCAUACAACGACAAGGACAAGCGGACCAGUUACGCCGAACUCCUGCAGAACAACGACGCACUCAAAGACUAUCUUCGGGCUGCUUCUUUGGCCAAUUUGGCCACGGUACACCAGACGGACUCUGGGGAGUGGCACGCUCGUGGUGAUCCGACCGAAAUUGCCAUUCAAGUCUUCGCAUCUCGCUUUCAAUGGAACCGCAGAGCAUCCGUGUCGGGCGAUAACCCUGCCAUGAAGCUGCUUGUGGAAUUCCCAUUCGACUCCGACGUGAAGAAAAUGAGUGUCAUCUACAGAGACCUGCACAGCGACAAGAUGUAUGCAUUCACCAAGGGUGCGGUGGAGCGUGUCAUCGCCUCCUGUACAUCUUACAUUCCCGAAAACGACAAGCCCGCCGUCGAGAUGACCGAAGCGUACCGAGAGCAGAUUCUCGAGAACAUGGAGGCUCUCGCGAAGCACGGUCUGCGUGUUCUCGCUCUUGCGAGCCGCGACUAUACCGAUCCUUAUGAAGAAGGCAAGGAGAUUGAUCGUGCCACAGUGGAGAAAGACCUGAUCUUCCGUGGCCUCAUUGGCCUCUACGACCCACCACGUGCAGAGUCUGCACCGUCUGUGCGCCGCUGUCAUGAAGCAGGUAUUGAAGUACACAUGCUCACAGGCGACCAUCCGGGAACCGCUCGAGCCAUUGCUGCGCAAGUCGGUAUCUUACCCACGAAGAUGAGGGAGCUCAGCAAAGAUGUUGCCGAUGCCAUGGUCAUGACUGCCUCUCAAUUCGACGCGCUCUCCGACGAUCAAAUCGACGCACUUCCCGUCCUCCCGCUUGUCAUCGCUCGAUGUGCACCAAACACGAAAGUUCGCAUGAUCGAAGCCCUCCACCGUCGCAAGAAGUUCUGUGCCAUGACCGGAGAUGGAGUCAACGACAGUCCCUCUCUGAAGCGUGCAGAUGUCGGUAUCGCAAUGGGUCAGGCGGGAUCUGAUGUCGCCAAAGACGCCUCCGAUAUCAUCCUGACCGACGACAACUUCGCCAGUAUCCUCGCCGCCGUCGAAGAGGGACGUCGCACAUUCGACAAUAUCCAAAAGUUCGUCCUUCAUCUCCUCGCCCAAAACGUUGCCCAGGCCAUUGUCCUCCUCGUUGGUCUCGUCUUCAAGGACGCGGAAGAUCUUUCCGUCUACCCGAUUUCCCCCAUCGAGAUUCUCUGGAUCAUCAUGGUCACGUCUGGAAUUCCCGACAUGGGAUUGGGCUUCCAGGAAGCCGCCCCUGAUGUUCUUCAGCGCCCUCCACAAUCGUUGAAGCGAGGUAUCUUCUCCUGGGAACUCAUGAUCGACAUGGUGGUUCUCGGCAUCUGGAUUGCAGCUUUGACACUGGGCGCCUUCGUCCUGGUUCUCUAUGGCUGGGGUUCUGGCACCAUUGGAAUUGGCUGCAACCAAGACAUUGAUGACGGUUGCGGUCUCAUCUUCCGUGCUCGAGCGACAGCAUUCGCCUGUUUGACGUGGUUCUCCCUCUUCUUGGCGUGGGAAGUCAUUGACAUGCGACGAUCCUUCUUCCGAAUGCAACCCAACUCGGACCGAUACUUUACCCAAUGGAUGUUGGAUGUGUGGAGGAACAAGUUCCUCUGCUGGGCCGUCGUCGCCGGUUUCGUGCUCAUCUUCCCGCUGUUGUAUAUCCCCGGCCUCAACGACCAAGUAUUCAGACAUACGGGAAUUAGCUGGGAGUGGGGCAUUGUGUUUAUUGCUUCAGGAUUGUUCUUCCUCGGUGUGGAAGGCUGGAAGUGGGCGAAGCGAGUCUACUUCCGGAGACUGGCGAAAAAGAACGCCGUGGGAAAUGUGGAUUUGGAGACGAGGGUGUUUGAAAGAUAUCUUACUCAAAGCUCGAGUAUCUCGGCGGAGAAGGAAUUGGCGUAAUAGCAUGAAAUGUCAUGUAAUAUGAAGUAAUGAAAAUGAAUGAAUUUUUC